Lolium rigidum is the source of this 1386-nucleotide messenger RNA. RefSeq names its product probable hexosyltransferase MUCI70. The transcript has 8 exons. NCBI's taxonomy places the organism in Eukaryota, Viridiplantae, Streptophyta, Magnoliopsida, Poales, Poaceae. The record is from RefSeq and is a predicted model, not a curated record. The coding region runs from base 1 to 1386 and encodes 461 amino acids.
AUGCCGGAGCACCGCCUGCCGUCAUCCGCCCCGGCCGCGGCCGGGCCCCGCCGUCAUUCCCGACGGCCGCGGCGCCGUUGCCGCCUGCUCCUCCUCCCGGCCUUCACCCUCGCGCUCCUGUCCCUCGCCUACCUCUCCUUCUCCUCCCACUCCAGCCUCCCCUUGCACGAGAAUGUUGGGAAGGAAAUGGACAAGAGGUACACACUCAAUGCCACCGUCAAGGAAAAUGACUCUAUGACUAUAGAAGAGUCUGAACCCUUCAUAAGGAAAAAGAAACCUCAUAAGCAUCAUGUGCCCUGUGAAACCGAUUUUUUGCCAUCGGUUGAUAAUCUUGUGGAGCCUGCUGACUACAACAAUUUUACCGAGUUCUCAUUGAGCUAUAUCUUGAAGGAGGAACAUUUGGCUGGUAAUGGAUCAUUGUUUGGUGGGCACCAGAGUCUUCAGCAAAGAGAGGGGACAUACUAUGCAAGAAACCAAAGUCUCCACUGUGGUUUUGUAGAAGGUCCAGAGGGUUACCCUAGUAGUGGAUUUGAUUUGAAUGAACAGGACAGGGCUUAUAUGGAUACCUGCCGUGUUGUGGUGUCAUCAUGCAUUUUUGGAGGCUCUGAUUACUUAAGGAGACCAACUAAAAGCAAGAUCAGCUCAUACUCUAAGAAGAAUGUAUGCUUCACCAUGUUCCUGGAUGAGCUAACGUUGGCAACCCUUUCCUCUGAAGGACACGUCCCUGAUGAAAAUGGAUCCAUUGGUCUUUGGAGAAUUGUUUUAGUUAAGAACUUACCCUACAAAGAUAUGCGGAGAGCAGGAAAAGUGCCAAAACUUCUGGCUCAACGACUCUUCCCAUCUGCCUUGUACUCCAUCUGGUUGGAUAGCAAACUGCGCCUUAAUGCUGAUCCAAUGCUUAUCAUUGAGUAUUUCUUAUGGAGAAAGAAAGCAGAAUAUGCCAUUUCAGUGCACUAUGAUCGCACCUGUGUCUGGGAGGAAGUGCUUCAGAACAAGCGCUUAAAUAAGUACAAUCACACUGCUAUCGACGAGCAAUUUUACUUUUACCAGUCUGACGGCCUUGUGAAGUUUAAUGACUCGGGCCAAGAGCCUCUUCUACCGAGUUAUGUACCCGAAGGAUCUUUCAUUGUUCGUGCCCAUACACCAAUGUCUAAUUUAUUUUCAUGCCUUUGGUUCAAUGAGGUUAACCGUUUCACCUCACGUGAUCAAUUGAGUUUUACAUACACUUACUUGAAGCUCAGAAGAAUGAACACAGGAAGAAAUUUCCACCUAAAUAUGUUUAAGGACUGUGAAAGAAGAGCAGUAGCUAAACUAUUCCACCACCGAACUAAUGGAACUACAGAUUCACCACCAACUAAUCUUCGUAUGGAUGCACUGAGGAACUGA